AUGGAGAAAUUCCUUAGACCAGACAAAUUGCAAAUUGACCCGGAAUCUCCAACUGCCUCAGAGGAAUGGACGCACUGGUUACAAACAUUCGAAGACUUUCUAACCAUGACAGAAUUCGUUGAAGACAAGGACAAACUGAAACUACUAACUAAUCGAUUAUCUUUUACUACUUAUAAAUUUAUCAAGGAAUCUGAAACUUACCAAGACGCUUUGAGAGUUCUUAACUCAAUUUACAUCAAACAAAAGAAUGAAAUAUUCUCAAGAUAUUUAGUAAUGACUAGAAAACAGCAACAAGGUGAGACUAUUGACAAAUAUGUCUCGGAACUGAAACUUUUGAGCCAAGAUUGCGUUUUUGAAGCUGUUAAUGCGAUUCAAUACAGGGAUCACUACAUUCGUGAUGCUUUUAUCAAUGGCUUAGCCUCGUCAUACAUACGACAGAGACUAUUUGAAAAUAAAACUUUAGACCUAGCUGAAGCAGUGGAACAGUCUAGAGCUCUUGAAAUGGCUCAAGCUCAAGUCGAGAGCUAUCCAAAAUCUAUGUACGGAAUGCAAACUUGUGCAACGAAUGAAUUGGCAAAGCAAGCUUGUCAGUACGAAUUCCCACUACAACAAAAGGAAGAAGCGACUGUUUCCGCUAUUAAAAAUGUUGAUGGCAAGUGUUAUUUUUGUGGACAUGAUAGACACUCUAGAGAUCGCUGUCCAGCCAGAGAAGCAACUUGUGGGAAAUGUAACAAGACAGGGCAUUAUGCGAGAGUCUGUAAAAGUAAUCCAACUCAACAUUUUAAAGUAAAACAGAAGACGUCUAGUACAUCAGCUGCACUAAUAGCAACUACACAUAAUACAUCUGUAUUGAAGGACUCUACAGUUGAAGCUAAAGUGAAUGGCCUGAAAGCAAAUUGCUUAAUAGACACCGGGAGUACAUCAAGCUUUGUAAACUUGAAGUUUGUUCAGUUAAACAAAAUUAAAAUGUAUAAUGAAAGUGGACAAGUAUCACUAGCUGCUUCUAAUAUGAAAUCAAACGUCCACGGGUUUGUUAAAAUCAACCUAAAUCUGUUGAAUCACAAUUACAACAAUUUUAAGUUGACUGUUCUUGAAGAUCUUUGUACUGACGUGCUUAUCGGACAUGAUAUCAUGAAACUCCACUCAAAUAUACAGGUUUGGUUUGGAGGUAAGAAACCUCCUCUGUUGGUGUGCUCCUGUGCCAAAGUUGAACCACCCAAACUAUUCUGCAAUUUAACUCCAGAUUGUAAGCCAAUAGCCACAAAAUCACGACGUUACUCAGAUGAAGAUAUGCAAUUUAUAAAACAAGAAAUGGAAAGACUACAGACUGAGGAGAUCAUUGAACCUAGUUCGUCACCUUGGCGUGCACAAGUGUUGGUUGUUACAAACGACAAAGGGAAGAAGCGACUGUGUGUGGACUAUUCGCAAACGAUAAACAAAUUUAUUCUGUUAGACGCCUAUCCCUUACCAAAUGUAGAUGAUCUAGUAUCCACUGUAGCGACGAACAAGGUUUUUAGUGCCAUUGAUCUAAAGCAAGCAUACUAUCAAAUACGAAUUUCUGACGAAGAGAAGAAGUACACUGCUUUUGAGGCUGCUGGUCGUCUUUUUCAAUUCAGAAGAAUCCCAUUUGGCGUAACCAACGGGGUGGCAUGUUUUCAAAAGACCAUGGACCAAAUCAUUAGAAAAGAAAAACUGAAUGGAGUGUAUGCCUAUCUGGAUGAUUUGACCGUAUGUGGAAAGGAUCAAAAGGAUCAUGAUGAGAAUCUAAGAACAUUUUUAGAUGCUGUAACUAAGUAUGGACUUGUAAUCAACAACGAAAAGAGCAAGUUCAACCAGUCUUCAAUAACCUUGUUGGGACAUUUAGUUUCCCAUAACUCUAUUCGACCUGAUCCAGAUCGGCUAGAAUCUCUACUGUCACUUCCUGUGCCCAAAGACCAAGUUUCACUAAAGCGAGUCCUAGGAUUUUUCGCUCACUAUUCAAAAUGGAUACAUCGGUUUUCUGAUAAAAUAAGAAACCUGACACAAGUCAAUUCUUUUCCUUUGUCACAGGAAGCGGUUGCAGAUUUUGAAGCCCUCAAACUUGACAUUGCAAACUCAGUAAUUACUCCUAGGAAUGGGCAAGAGCCACUGGUAGUGGAGACUGACGCAUCUGACAUAGCCGUGGCAGCAACUUUGAGUCAAGAUAAUCGGCCAAUUGCUUUUUUCUCACGGACUCUAAACAAAUCGGAGAAGCUGUAUUCAGCUGUUGAAAAAGAAGCCGUUGCCAUUGUCGAAGCCCUUCGAAAAUGGAAAUCAUUUCUUAUCGGAAGAGACUUCAGAUUAUACACGGAUCAGCAAGCUUUAUCAUUUAUCUUUGACAAGAGGCAUACAAGCAAAAUCAAGAACGAUAAAGUUAUGAGAUGGCGACUAGAGCUAACACCUUAUCAAUAUGAAAUAGUGUACCGACCUGGUAGGGAGAAUGUAAAAGCAGAUACGCUCUCUCGGGCAUGUGCGGUUCGCUGGGACAAUGCUAAGUUGUUUGAAUUACACAAAUCUCUCUGCCAUCCGGGAGUCACUCGAAUGUUUCAUUGGAUUAAAACUAAAAAUCUAAACUACACUCUGGAUGAUGUAAAAAGGAUGACGUCAGCUUGUCAAACAUGUGCAGAAGUGAAGCCAAGAUUUCACCAAUUCCAAGGCAAAUUGAUAAAGGCAACCACUCCCUUCGAACGUCUAAAUAUUGACUUUAAGGGCCCUCUUCCAUCAACAACCAGAAACCGUUACCUUUUAACCAUGGUGGACGAGUAUUCUCGUUUUGUAUUUGCUUACCCCUGUAAGGACAUUAGUUCAGCAACAGUUAUCAGAUGUUUUUCAGAUCUAUUUUUUAUGUUUGGAGCCCCGUCCUUUGUACAUUCAGAUAGAGGUUCAUCUUUCAUGUCGCGAGAGCUGACGGACUUUCUUCACAAGUACGGAGUAGCUACAAGUCAUACGACACCUUAUAACCCUAGAGGGAACUCUCAGAUUGAACGCUUCAAUGGAACAAUAUGGCGAACCAUCCUACUAGCUUUGAAAAACCACAACCUGCCAGUUGCUGCAUGGGAAGAAGUAUUACAGGAGGCACUUCACUCAGUCAGAUCUCUUUUAUGCACUGCGACAAACUGCACACCGCACGAAAGAUUCUUUAUACAUAGCAGAAGAUCUACCAAUGGAGACUCCUUACCAUCUUGGCUAUCCGCUCCUGGUCCUGUCCUGCUUAGAAAGUUUGUAAGAUCUAAUAAAUAUGAUGACCUUGUGGAGCCAGUUCAACUUUUGGAAUCAAAUCCACAGUACGCUCUCGUCAGAAGAAGAGAUGGGUCAGAAUCACAAGUAUCCCUGAGACAUCUUGCACCCGCUGGCCUACCUCCUGGUGAUCUACCUCAUGAAGACAACACUACUGAGAGAGAGAUUGUUGAAAAUAUAAAUUCAGACAUUGACCACAAUGAAGUUCAAAAUGAAACUCAACAAACGGUAUCUCAGACCCCAACUUCAGAGACGGCUGUGGGGGAACUACGUCCAAAGAGGAAUGUCAAGCCUCCGUCAUAUCUAAAGGAUUACAUUUGCUAUACCUACCUUGAAAACUAGUGGGGGAGAAUGUGGUGAUGUGAACAUUAUCACCUGAUAAUAUUUAUUAUUUGAUUUGUUUGUAAAUAUUGUAUUUGUUCUUAACUAAAACAUGGUUGUAAUUUUGAAUGAAUAAAAGCCAUACUUUUGGUUUUAAGUCUUUCUUACAACAGACGGUCAUCUGUACGAGCUGAGGAGCGCCGACACAGUUGACAGAGAGAACGACGAUGGCCUGGAUGUCGACGUUCAACUCCUGAACACGGCUACUGGCAAGGGCGUACCAGACCAUGUUCUGCGGCUGAAGAUCGGCUCUGUUUGCCUCAUUAUGAGGAACCUCAACAUCGCUGAAGGACUCGUCAACGGCACUAAAGUCAUCGUAAUCGGCAUCACCAACCGCCUGAUUACAGCGAGACUUCCCGGACAGACGCAACCUAUCGGAAUUCCCCGGAUUACCUUUACUUUUGCGUUUGUCGAGGGUUCGCCGUUACGUGUUCGUCGACGUCAGUUCCCACUGAUGUUGGCCUAUUGCAUGACCGGACACAAGAGCCAAGGUCAGACAAUAGAUUCAGUCGGUGUUGAUUUACGGACCGAUUGCUUCACGCACGGGCAACUAUACGUCUUGCUCAGUAGGGUCAGGCAUCCAGACCAUAUUGUUGUUCUCGUACACCCCGAACGUGUCCGAGAUGGAAUCGCAUACGCAAAGAACAUCGUGUAUGGCGAUCUCCUUCUCUAAAC
Molecule: messenger RNA, 4311 nt
Organism: Macrosteles quadrilineatus (aster leafhopper)
Lineage: Eukaryota; Metazoa; Arthropoda; Insecta; Hemiptera; Cicadellidae
Exons: 1
Coding region: 1-3597 (1198 amino acids)
Biological process (GO): DNA integration
Molecular function (GO): zinc ion binding; nucleic acid binding
Source: RefSeq, a predicted model, not a curated record